CGACCUUUUCCGGUACUAAAUUGAAUCUAUUUGGGGGAACAACAUUGGAAGAUAAAAGGCGUCAUUUUGUAAGAAUUUUUGUCCGGAAGAAGUGCCUGGUGGUCCACCCAGUGCAGAUACCAAGACCGAAGUUUCGAUUGUCUUCAAUACGAGUCAGGUAGAGUUGCUGCCCUAGUGCUGCUGAAUCGUGUGACUGAGAUAUUGAUAAGGGCUGACGACCGAGUGAGAAAGUCGAGUUCCUUUCGCCCGCCGUCAGCACGUUCCAUCUUAUCAAUAGUAACUAAACUCCGCUGCCACGGUUUGUUUCAUACUGUGUCUGCGGCGGAAUCAACUUGGUUUCUAAGCCAUCGGAUCUGGGAAGCGCCAAUACGCCGUGUCUGUCAUUGCAGUCCCUAUUUUAGGCUAUGGGCUUAUUAUAAGAACUCUUCGCGGGCGCCGGUAAGGCGAAUUCGGGAAUAUUUCGUUCUUGACAGUGGGAGAUUACCAUGUGGUAGAGCCGUCAGGGCUCCGAAUAUCCAUGCUGCAUUGGAUUUAGCAGUAUAUUUCUCCGCAUAAGGAUAUUCAUUCAGUACCGGCGGUAUCAAUCACGGUUGGAUGAUCGCGUGACUGUAAUGCCAGCCUCAAAAAUAUUCAAUCUCCUCACAUCCAUAUCAGUCGCUGAGUGCUAUCAGCGCCUUUCGGACGGUACCCUGUGAAUUCGAACUUCUCAAGUGACGCGACCUGGACGGAUGAUCUGUCAAGCAUCUAUCUCACACUUCUUCCAGUCUUCAUCGCAGGAGCGCAGCGCUUUUCUGAUUCAUGAGAAGGAACGCAGACUAGCUCGGUGCCCAGUGCCACAUGACAGGUUGCACGUUAUGCGGCGUAUCUGACCAAUGGACUCGCAUCAUCCUUCUCCCCGAUUCAAUUUAAAAAGCUUGGAGCCCACCCUGUAAACUUCGCUAUUGGCAGAUUCCUCACAUGGCUCCCUACGAUAUCAUCUUUGCUGGCGGCGGGACGGCAGCGUGCAUCAUCGCCGGGCGACUGGCUGCGGCGGACCCGACCCUGAAGAUCCUGAUCCUGGAGGCCGGGAAGCACACCAAGGACGUCAAGACGCACCAGCAGCCAGGGCGCUACUUUGCGAAUCUGGUGGGGGGCGGAGACAGCUUCACCUACCACGACACGGUUCCCAGCAAGGCGUUGGGGAACCGCCCGUAUCUGCUGCCCUCCGCCAAGGCGAUGGGUGGAGGAAGCAGUGUGAACUUCAUGAUCUACACGCGCGCUUCGCCUUCCGAUUACGAUGACUGGCGCGAUCUGGGCAACCCGGGGUGGGGUGCUGAGGACCUAACUCCGCUUUCGAACAAGGCAGAGUCGUACGAAGAUACUGCGGCCGCCAACCACGGCACGUCGGGGCCCAUCAAGGUCUCGACGGUAGAGCACACGGGGAUUCGGAUCGGGACGCAGUUCCUGGAUGUUGCCACUGCGCGUGAUCCGGAGCGUGGAACGACAGACGACACCAACUCGCUCACGGUUGACGCGAUCAACAAAUACGGGCGCUGGAACCGGUACAUGUCGCCGCAGACGGGCCACCGAUCGGACGUCGCGCACCAUUACAUCUAUAAUCAGCUGGACCAGAACAAGAACCUCGAGGUCCGAGCGCACUGUCGUGUCAAGCGGGUGAUCAUCGAAGGUGACAAAGCUGUCGGAGUGGAGUACAUCAGCCAUGCACCGGGUGACCCAAACGCCGACGUCGUCGUGUCGGCGUUUGGAUCCCUCAUCGUCGUGGCUGGAGGUGCGUUUGGAUCCCCAGCGAUUCUUGAGCGCUCGGGCAUCGGUGCACCCGCGCUGCUCAAGUCCCUCGACAUCCCAGAGGUCGUCGCGCUUCCCGGCGUGGGAGAGAACUAUAACGACCACAACCGGCUGUUGAACGCCUAUCACACGUCGGACGACGAGGUCACCAUGGACAAGAUCUUCCGGGGAUUGGACAGCGAUAUCAAGCCCUUCGAGGACCAGUUCCUGGCGCAAGGGAAGGGGAUGAUGGCCCACAACGGCGUUGAUGCUGGGAUCAAGAUUCGACCGAACGCGAAGGACUUGGAGUCUCUCGGCCCGGCCUUUGCCGACCGCUGGGCGAAUUUCUUCGCGAACAACCCCGACAAGCCAGGUGUGUGCGCAAUAAGAGGUCUUCGGGGUCACGUGCUGAGGGGUCCAAGUGAUGUGGAUGGGGCCGCUUGCCGGAUACUGCGGAGAAAAUCCCAAUGUAGGCCAGGGCAACUUCUACGCGGUGGGAUACUACACGGUCAGUUUCUCUCAAGGGACAGAAGCUCCUCGCCACUGACCUGCCGAAGCAAUACCCCUCGUCGACCGGACGGACGCACAUUGUCUCGUCCGACCCGUACACCCCGCUGGCGAUCGAGCCCGGUUUCCUCAACACCGACGACGACGUGGCCGUGCUCCGGUGGUCGUACAAGUGGACCCGCGAAAUCUCCCGGCGCAUGGACGGGUACCGCGGCGAGUUCGCCCCGGACCACCCGCAGUUUGCGGAGGACAGCCCCGCGGUGUGCGUGCGGACGGUAGGGCCCGUCGCGCUUGACGCGCCGGAUAUCGUGUAUUCGGCAGCAGACGAUGAGGCGAUCGACACCUUCCAUCGCGCCUUCGUGGGUACCACGUGGCACUCGCUCGGCACGUGCGCGAUGAAACCACGGGACCAGAACGGCGUGGUCGACUCGCGGCUGAAUGUUUACGGCGUGAAGAACCUGAAAGUGGCCGACAUGAGUAUCGUGCCGACGAAUGUGUCCGCGAACACGUACAACACUGCGCUGAUCGUCGGGGAGAAGGCGGCGCUGAUCUUCGCCGAGGAAUUGGGGAUCAAGGGCGUCUAGAUCGAGGCUUCUAUUGGACAGGGAGAAUUGGCAACUACUUGUACUUUUAUGUGCCAAAGUGUACAAUUUGGGUAGAAUGGUCAUACAUCGCGAGGAUUGAGAGCUUUGCUUGCUCGAAUUUGCGUUGGUCGCUUGAGGCUGCGUUGAUUCAACUUCGAUGUCUGCCCCAGGAGACGCC
This is a messenger RNA of Mycena citricolor, 3033 nucleotides long. The record is from the annotation of a GenBank genome assembly. NCBI's taxonomy places the organism in Eukaryota, Fungi, Basidiomycota, Agaricomycetes, Agaricales, Mycenaceae.